AUGAAAGGAUUUCCAGGGGAAGGCUUUGGGGGAAAUGGAAAGGCGGAUGCGUUUAUCCCCCCUGAUGCCUCUGCCGCUUCUGUAGCUCUGGAAGCAACAUGUCGAAUCAUGUCAGGUUCGGAGGAGGUUCGGGAGAUGCUGGAGGAGUUACAAGUACGAGACGAAGGGGGAGGACCAGGGCAUGCAAAAGGGCGAAACGCCGUGGUGGGAGAAACGGAGAGAACGAGAGUUCAAGAAAGACCAGAGAAGCGUCAGCUGCUGUCUCGCACGGACAUGGUUCACUACGUAGACGUGAGAGACGGUUGGGAUUUCAAGGAAUGCGAGUGCUGCUUCGAUAGGGCAGUGAGCUACCGAGCACAGCGCGCUCUCAGCAUUGCCAACAUCGACAUCUUCCGCCUUGAACUACACAACAUGCUUCCUGCUUCCGUCCCUGCUGCGCCACCGACCCACCAAAGCAGGGCCGAUGUCGAGUUCUCCCAGAGGGUGCCGGUGCAGGCCCUAGGGGGCCUGGGGGGGGUACCACCACUGGUACAGCUGGAGUGGAAGGAGAGAAACGCGCCGUACCAAUGCGUGGAAGCGAUGCUGCUCGAGUGGAUUGCUGAGCCUCGUGUGGGCGUUCUCAUGGACCUUGGGAGGAUCAGAUCCCGCCUGCCUGUUAUUUUUGCUGCUGGCGAUUGUGCAGCACAUUCUUCCCCGACGUUUCCUGCUGAAGCUGAAGCGAGGUUCCCCCGGUUUGUGACUCUAUGGAAGGCUCAGAAGGAGCUCUAUGACACAGCCUACCCUUCCCUUGCAGUCGAACUGGGAGUAAGCCGGCAGGCACAGCCGGAUGUCGCCGCUUCCACGCUGGUGCAGGUGCUGGGAGUGAAGGACAGUGCGGACCUGAAGGAAGGGUUUGGGUUCUUUGUGCAGCAUUUGCUGUCAGGCGGGCUGGAGAAGGCGCAUGCAGAGGGGAAGGGGGGAACUGGGGGUGGGGCUGCUGAGAAUGUGCAUGCGGAUGGGAGGGGGAGGGGAGGAGCAGCAAGGGGUGCAGAUGGUGUGGUUAGGGGGUCUGUAGAGGACAUAGGGAGGUUGAAAGACGGCAGGAUGGCUAAAGAGGUUGUGAUGAUGCCGUGGAUGGGGAGCCCUGAAGCGUCGUGGGAGACGGGGAUCCGACUCAUGGCUGAGGCGAUGGCACGAGCUGCGGAGGGCAGAAGCGGCACGGCGGAAGAAAGGGGCAGCGGAAGUGGCGUGGGGGGAGUCGCUGAGGUUGGAAACGGGAGGGAAGGAGCAGGGGAAGGUGGUGGAAGGGAGAAGACAGGCAGCAAGGAGGGGUCGGAUGGGUGUGAUUGUGAUGGUGGCAGGGAUGGGAAGGAUUCCAUCUUAGCGAAGCAAUGCUCCAAGGACAACCCACAGGCCAAGAUCCUGCGCAUGCAGCACCCUUUCCACGACCUCCCAAGCCUACUGCUUAGGUUUGGUGCCAUCCCCAAGCCUGUAGACCGAGCCAGCUUCCCCUUGGAGUGGGGCGAGUGGUCCCACGGCGAUGAAGGUGCAGUGAAGCUUCCUGAAGAUCCGAGUGCACGAUGCUUUGGGCUGGGGAUUGUAGAGCAGAGUGAGGAGUUUGAGGCGAGAGAGGAGGGUGGGAGUGGAGGGGAGGUUAGAGAGACACCACCAGAGCAGGCAGCAAAGGGAGGAGGAGGCAAGCGCUAG
This is a messenger RNA of Closterium sp. Yama58-4, 1686 nucleotides long. Lineage: Eukaryota; Viridiplantae; Streptophyta; Zygnematophyceae; Desmidiales; Closteriaceae. The record is from the annotation of a GenBank genome assembly.